Messenger RNA from Clonostachys rhizophaga, 1569 nucleotides. Lineage: Eukaryota; Fungi; Ascomycota; Sordariomycetes; Hypocreales; Bionectriaceae. The record is from the annotation of a GenBank genome assembly.
AUGUUACUAUUCGAGGUGCUCCUGAGCCAUCUGUGGCUGGCCGGUGCUGGUCUCAUAGGUGCCAUUCUCGCCAGAUUAGCAUACAACAAGUACGGCCAUGGCAUUUCCCAACUUCCCGGCCCAUUCAUGGCCUCAAUCACCGACUUCUGGAGAUUGUUUGUCGUAUGGGGGCGUCGGCCAGACAUCACACACGCAGCCCUUCACCGUCGAUACGGUCAUUUCGUGCGCCUUGGGCCGAAUGCCGUGUCAGUGUCAGAUCCAAGCGCCGUGCGUGAAAUCUAUGGACUGGCAAGCGGUUUCAAGAAGUCCGAGUUUUACACUGUCCAGCAAACUCUCUCAAAGGGAAAGCCCUUAUUCACCCUCUUCACGUCCACUGAUGAGAAGUUCCAUGCCAAGCUCCGCAGAGCCGUCAGCAGCGCGUAUGCCAUGAGCACUCUUGUGCAGUUUGAGUCAUAUGUGGACUCAACAACGACGGCUUUUUUUCAGCAGAUUGAUGCGCGAUUCUUGAAUGCAGCCGAGCCUUGCGACUUGGGCAAAUGGCUUCAAUACUAUGCAUUUGAUGUCAUUGGUGAGCUCACCUAUUCUAAGAGGCUAGGGUUCCUGGACGGCGGCAAUGACGUUGGUGGAAUCAUAUCGAGCAUCGAAUGGAUGCUCGAUUACGCCAGUGUGAUUGGCCAAAUGCCGGCUCUGGACAAGUUGUUCCUGAAGAAUCCAUUCCGCUUGCUUCUCUCCAAGUUCGGCUUGAUUGGAUCGUCCACACCCAUGGUAGAAUUUGCACGGGAAAGAUUCUCGGAGCGGGUCAAUCUCGACACUGGCGAGGAAAAGGCCCUAGCUAACAUGGAAGGAUCAUCGACACGCCAGGACUUUCUCUCUAGGUUUCUGCGAGCGCAUGAGAAGGACCCGGAUUUCAUCUCCCAUCAACGUGUGCUGGCUCUGACCGUGGCGAACAUUUUUGCGGGCUCUGAUACGACCGCCAUCUCACUUCGAACUAUUUUCUAUUUCCUGUUGAAACAUCCACAAGAGCUCAAGAGGUUGUUGGGAGAACUAGAUGAGCAGAAGAGAAUAGGUGCGUUCAAGAGAACAGAUGGUCUAGUUGACUGGGAGGAGGUGAGAGACCUGCCGGUGUUGGGCGCGGUGAUCAAAGAAGCACUUCGAAUCCACCCUGCUGCGGGUUUGACCUUGGAGAGGAUCACUCCGCCAGAGGGGGUCCAAGUUUCUGGCAAGUUCAUCCCUGGUGGAACAAUCAUCGGCUGCAAUGCCUGGGUGCUUCACCGGGACGCUUCCGUGUUCGGGCAAGACGCAGAACAGUUCCGGCCGCUCCGGUGGAUCGAGGCAACUUCAGAGCAGCGGCGUCUCAUGGAGAGUUGCCUCUUCACAUUUGGGGCUGGUUCCAGGACAUGUAUUGGGAAAAAUAUCAGUUACCUGGAAAUGUAUAAACUUGUUCCCGCCCUUCUCAUGCGAUAUGAGCUGAGACUUCCUGAAGAGAACUGGGAGUGGACUUUGCACAAUGCCUGGUUUAUCAAACAGACAAAUUUUCAUGUCUAUUUCAAGGCCCGCCAAGUCAUCUAA